AUGAUUUCAAAUGUUGCAAAUAAAAUUUCAAAGGUUUUCAGAGGAACUAUUAUUCAUUCAUUGGAGAUAAACAAUGUUGAGAUAUUACAGAAUGCUGCAUUGGGUGUCGGUGAGAGUGGAUCGAUUGUUUUCCUCAAGAGAGACGUCGCCGAUGACCAAGUGUUUGGUGAGAUUGCAAAGGAAUAUUCAUUCACAGACUCGCAGGUCGUCAAUCUUGGCAAGAAGUUCUUGAUUCCAGGAUUCAUCGAUACUCAUGCACACGCACCACAAUACCACAAUGCCGGUACCGGUACUGACUUGCCACUACUGAAAUGGCUCGAGAAAUACACAUUCCCAGUGGAAUCGAAAUUCCGUGAACUCAAGUUUGCCCGUGAUGUCUACACCAAGGUAGUCGAUCGUAUGUUGAAAAACGGUACAACCACAUGUUGUUACUUUGCCACCAUUCAUUUGGAUGCAACUCUGUUGCUGGCCGACAUUGUCGGAGAGCGUGGACAGCGUGCAUUCAUCGGAAAGGUUUGUAUGGACCGUAAUUCACCGGACCACUACGUAGAAACCACCGAACAAUCGAUCCAAUCCACCAAACAAUACAUCGAAGAACUAAAUAAACGUGGAAAUCCAUUGGUCCAGCCAAUUAUCACACCAAGAUUCGCUCCAACUUGCACCGACCACCUCCUUAAGGAACUUGGUGUCAUCGCCAAAGAUAAAGGAACAAUGAUUCAAUCACAUAUCUCUGAGAAUAUAGAUGAAGUUGCUUGGGUUAAAUCAAUUUUUCCAGAAUUGAAAUCAUAUACCGAUGUCUAUAAACAUUUUGAUUUGUUAAAUAAGAAAACAAUUAUGGCUCAUGCAAUUCACUUGAGCGAUGAGGAGUUGGAUACAUUUGAAAAGUGUGAAGCUGGUAUUUCACAUUGUCCAGUGUCAAACUUUACUUUGGGUAGCGGUGCAAUGGACGUUAGAAAAGUGUUGCGAAAGAAUAUUAAACUUGGUUUGGGUACUGAUAUCAGUGGUGGAUACAGCAGCAGCAUUCUCACUGUUAUCAAAGACUCUUUGAAAUGUUCAAACUCGAUCUUCUUCCACGAUAAGUCACACACUCCACUUAGCUACGAGGAAGCAUUCUACCUUGCAACCGUCGGUGGUAGCAAGGUAGUUGAGCUGUCCGAUCGUAUAGGAAACUUCUUGCCCGGCAAGGAAUUCGACGCACAAGUCAUCGAUCCAUUCUCUGCCAACUCACCAUUCGAUGUCUUUGAAGCCGACACCACUCACGAUAUCUUCCAAAAGUUUAUUUUCAAUGGUGAUGAUCGUAAUGUAGACAGUGUAUAUGUCAAAGGAAGAAAAGUUAUCUAA
Messenger RNA from Heterostelium album PN500, 1341 nucleotides. It is a transcript of the gene guaD, whose product is annotated as guanine deaminase. The transcript is spliced from 3 exons. Gene Ontology annotation, cellular component: cytosol. The record is from RefSeq and is a predicted model, not a curated record. NCBI's taxonomy places the organism in Eukaryota, Evosea, Eumycetozoa, Acytosteliales, Acytosteliaceae. Gene Ontology annotation, biological process: guanine catabolic process. Gene Ontology annotation, molecular function: zinc ion binding; guanine deaminase activity. The coding region runs from base 1 to 1341 and encodes 446 amino acids.